AUGAGCAACGGUAAUAGUCGGACAAAGAAUCCAUCUCCUGCACCUUCUACUCGAUCUCGCAAUAUUCCAACGCGGACAGAAAAUAAUUCAAACGCUUCAGAAAACAAUGCAUUGAGGAGGGACCCAAACGCGCGCAUCUCGUACUUUGACCCAUCCAACCAGGCUACUCUGGACAGAUUGAUUUUGAGUGCCGAUGCACCAAUCGAAGGCGACGGUGAAGAGGAAAAUGCUCAAGCGACACUUGCCAAUGUUGAAGAGAUGAUCGAGGGCUACGAAUGGACCAGUGAUGAUAUCAUUGGCAGGAAAGUUACUAGAGGUGCUGUGGAUUUGAUUGAAGCGCGACUGUUGGACGAAUUAAUGGCCCUUGAGAAGGCGAAUAUUCAUUCAUUUUUGGAGUCUGACGACCGCGUUGCUGUGGUCAUGAAGUACAUGGAAGAUGCCAUCGCCGAGUUAGACGCCAUGGAUGGCCUUAUAUCAACAUACAAGAUCCAUCUUAAUGCUGUUGGGGACGAUAUCUCGUACAUACAAUCCCAAAAUCGUGGACUUCAAGUACAAACACAGAAUCAACGGGCGUUGCUGGCAGAGUUACAGAACUUAUUGCGCACCGUCCAUGUUGACCAAGAGGCUUUAGCCACUUUGACCCAAGAAUCUCUUGAAAAGUCGCACAGCAUAACACGUUUAGAGGAAGCUGCCGUUCAGUUAUACAAGGCUUUACAAGCAGGACGUGAUACAGAAAUGGCUGCAACAAUGGAAAGAUUGCAAGAAUACAGAACCUACAAUUCCCAGUUUUGCAAAAGGAUGUUCGACUUUUUGUCUAUCAUGUUUAUUGCUCAGUCUAAGUUACUACUCGGUGACACUUCAGGCCUUGCACGCGGCUCUCAAUCAAGGCCCACCGUACUUCCUCAUCGCGACCUUGAGUCUUAUCUAGGAAGGUAUUCAGGGUUAAUGAUUUACCUCAGGGAAAUGGACGAGAAUAUAUACAGCAAAUUAUGCGCGACUUAUUUCUCGGCAGCUAGCGACCUGCAUGGCACUCAGAUCAAGGCAUUGCUCUCCGCUCAUCUCGACCUUGUCAAAAAAGCAGCUGAAGACGAAACUGACCAAGCAUUUGGCAUCGCAUCUAUACCCCCUGCCUCGAAAGCAACAACAGGAAUGCGCCGUGCUGGAACAUUGAUACGUUCUCCAAUGGAGAGUCGCCAGAAAGAUCGAGAAAAGCAAAGCGAUGGGCAUUUGCGCGCAUCAGAGGUUUUCGGCCUAUUUCUUGAACAAGUCGCUAUGUUGAUUUACCAAGAAAACGACUUCAUUACCGAUUUCUUGCAAAUUAGUGACUCGGGCUUCACGUUUGCUGAUUACAUGGGGCUGGACAAUUAUUUCCGCAGACAAGCGGCGCGGUCAGCUGGACUAAGCGCGACUACUCUAAAGCUUAUUCGCGGGGCACUGGAUCUUAUCUUCGGAUUCCUCCCUGCCGAAUUAAAAUCAUGGCUGGACGCCGCGCUUGCCAAGGACAGCAUGGAGAUUGUGGGGAUCCUCGCUUUUCUUGAACGCUUCCUCAUAGAGGCUGAAGAAAAAGGAAACCCCUUUAUUCUGAACCUUUUGGAGAAGCAGCAUUCCAGGCUGAAAAUUAUCUUUGACCGUCAUGUUACUGAACAAUUAAAAGGCGUAGAAAGAACUAAACUCUCCAGCAAGAAGAGAAAGGGUGUUGCCAACUUCCUCAAACACUUUUCUGCAUAUGCAUCCAGAAUCGAAAACCAGCUUGUCGGAGCAAACAACUUGGAAAUCCGCACUAACGUGGAUUCGGCUUAUGAAAAAAUUGUUCAGUCCAUGUUCGAUUCUUUGAAACAAAUUGCUAAACUGGAAGGAGAAGGAGAAGACAAAGGCCAACUAAACUACCAUGUUAUUUUGAUUGAAAAUAUGCACUACUUCAUCAACGAAAUGUCGCAGUUGGAUGUUCCAUCUAUGACAACGUUCAUUCGACGAGCAGAGGGUAUAUACGAUGAAAACCUUUCCGCGUACAUCAAAACAGUGUUCCGGCGGCCAUUCGGCAAGUUAAUGGACUUUUUCGACGCGUUUGACCGAGCAGCAAAAGACACUAACCCCACAGAGCUAACUGCCAACAGCAAUUUCAACAAGGCGACACUUCGAAAAAUCAUCAAGGACUACAACUCAAAGGAUAUCAAGAAACACGUUGACGUUUUGUCGAAGAGAGUGGAGAAACAUUUCACAGACAUGGACAAAUCAGCGGAUGAAGGUGGGGCGGUCCCCUCAAAAGUCUUGAUAGGUGUUUGGAACUCGUGCGAGAUGGAAUUUGUGAGACUCACAGAAGCUUGGAGUUCACGAAUAUCGCAGUGGUAUGGAGACAGCGGUUUGGCAUUGGAGUAUACCGUCGCCGAAGCUGAAGCUGCAUUUCGAAGACAAAAGUUUGGCCCAUAA
This is a messenger RNA of Psilocybe cubensis, 2427 nucleotides long. RefSeq lists its product as uncharacterized. NCBI's taxonomy places the organism in Eukaryota, Fungi, Basidiomycota, Agaricomycetes, Agaricales, Agrocybaceae. The transcript has 13 exons. Gene Ontology annotation, molecular function: phosphatidylinositol-4,5-bisphosphate binding. The record is from RefSeq and is a predicted model, not a curated record. Gene Ontology annotation, cellular component: exocyst; plasma membrane. The coding region runs from base 1 to 2427 and encodes 808 amino acids. Gene Ontology annotation, biological process: Golgi to plasma membrane transport; exocytosis.